AUGAGCUGUGAUAGCGUCGAGGCGUUUAAUAGUGUAGAGCGGACGCUAGAGGCAGUGGAAGAGCACCUCGCUAUAUUGAAGCGCAGUAAUGUCGAAGAUCUGAUGGUGCCAUUAAAUUCGCUGGAACGAGCAAAAAUGCAAGUUCUGCUAGCAUACACCAUCAAUGCGCUUCUUUUUAUCUAUUUGAAAACACAGGGUGUUUCGGCCAAAGAUAUUCGUCAGUCCCACGUGAAGAAAGAACUUGAGCGGGUAAAAGCUUUCAUCAAGAAAUUAAAGGACGCGGAGGAUAAAGCCAAGGGGCCUAGACUCGUGCUCGAUAAAGACGCAACACAGCGCUUCAUCCAUAGUGCUCUAAGCGCGGAUCAAGCCGGAAGCUCAAGAAAUCCACUGCUAAAAAGAGUAAACGGCAACGGAAGAAUUAGGUUGUUCCCGCGAGUUACCAGCACACUUUCGUCCUGCUUGAGCGACUGUACCCUACGGCAUAUGCCUCGCCAGAUAUUGUGUCGCAACCUAGUGGAUAUUGAUAAAUUUUUGGUAUUGAUAUACGCCAAACAGCCAAUCAUUUUGCAAAAAGUGAACUUGCCACAAGGACGAGGGGUGCAUGCUGCGAGACGCAAAAUUCCGGCAACCUUGGACCAGAAUUGCAGCGUGAUCAAGAUAAAAGAGUGGGCGCCCGGCUUUUCCGAACCCCGCUGA
Messenger RNA from Plasmopara halstedii, 696 nucleotides. RefSeq names its product DNA-binding protein C1D involved in regulation of double-strand break repair. The transcript has 9 exons. Lineage: Eukaryota; Oomycota; Peronosporomycetes; Peronosporales; Peronosporaceae. Gene Ontology annotation, molecular function: RNA binding; DNA binding. Gene Ontology annotation, biological process: maturation of 5.8S rRNA; regulation of gene expression. The coding region runs from base 1 to 696 and encodes 231 amino acids. The record is from RefSeq and is a predicted model, not a curated record. Gene Ontology annotation, cellular component: nucleolus; exosome (RNase complex).